Molecule: messenger RNA, 1170 nt
Organism: Macroventuria anomochaeta
Lineage: Eukaryota; Fungi; Ascomycota; Dothideomycetes; Pleosporales; Didymellaceae
Product: FtsJ-domain-containing protein
Exons: 2
Coding region: 1-1170 (389 amino acids)
Biological process (GO): cytoplasmic translation; tRNA methylation
Cellular component (GO): cytoplasm
Molecular function (GO): tRNA methyltransferase activity
Source: RefSeq, a predicted model, not a curated record
AUGGUGCCCCUCACGUGGGAGCCGAAGAUGGGCAAGUCAUCGAAGGAUAAGCGAGAUGCAUACUAUCGUCUUGCCAAAGAAGAGGGAUGGCGUGCACGAUCAGCAUACAAGCUGCUACAGAUCGAUGAGGAGUUCAACCUUUUCGAAGGAGUCACAAGAGUCGUUGAUCUUUGCGCUGCGCCAGGUAGUUGGAGUCAAGUGCUCUCCCGCGUCUUGAUCAAGGAUGAGACGUUUGGACGAGCAGGAUGGGAGCAAAAGCAAGCAGCGACACGGCGACAUGUUCUUGGAUUGAGCAACGAAGAGAAGGAAGAAAGCGCAGCUCCAGCCGUUCAGCAGCCAAAGCCUAAGGAAAAUGUCCGCAUCGUUGCGAUCGACUUGCAGCCCAUGAGCCCUCUCGAAGGUGUUACAACAAUGCGCGCCGACAUAACACAUCCAUCUACCAUUCCACUUAUGCUGAAGGCCUUGGACCCGGAUACCUACGACCCCAGUUCGAGUACCUCGUCUUCUCCCGUUGAUCUUGUCAUCUCAGACGGUGCACCAGACGUAACUGGUCUGCACGAUCUCGACAUCUACGUUCAAAGUCAACUCCUAUGGGCAGCGCUGAAUCUCGCGCUGUGCGUACUUAAACCUGGCGGCAAGUUCGUCGCGAAGAUCUUCCGCGGUAAAGAUGUCGACCUGCUAUUUGCGCAGCUCAAGAUUGUAUUCAAGAGAGUACGCGUUGCAAAGCCUAGAAGUAGUCGAGCGAGCAGUAUCGAAGCUUUCGUCGUGUGCGAAGGGUUCUGCCCACCGGAAGGAUUCAAAGCAAGUCUGGAUAAGCCACUGGGUGCUGGAACACAACUGCCUACAGACACCAACACGCAAAAGAAUGAGAAGAAGGCUUCACGAACAGUCAGAGCGGAUUGCGCUGUUGAGCUGGACUUUGGCACAGAAGAUGAGGAUGAGGAUGAUGUGGAAGAGGGUGGUCAGCGAUGGAUAGCACCUUUCCUAGCGUGCGGUGACCUGUCAGCGUACGACUCCGACGCGACAUACAAGCUACCCAAGGACAGAGUCAGUCUAGAUCCGGUACAGCCGCCUACAGCACCGCCGUACAGACGUGCAUUGGAGAUGCGAAAGAUGGCUGGUGGCGCGUAUGGGAAGACGAAAGGCAGGGCGGUUAAAGAGACAGUCUGA